AUGUCCCGAACAAUAUCUCGAGCCAAGUACCUGCGUCAGUUAUACCCUUAUAAACCACCCUCGACAUCUAUCGAUCAUCUGGUCAUUGGUGGAGGAGCGGUAGGGUUGACUGUAGCUGCAAGUCUGGUCAAUACUUCGGGGAGGGAUAAGAUCACGUUUCUGGUAGAGAGGAGAGGUCAACUAGGACAGGAAACUACGGCGAGAAACUCCGAGGUGAUACAUUCCGGUAUAUAUUAUCCAUUGGGUAGUUUAAAAUCAAGAUUGUGUAUAAGAGGACGAGACCUGUUGUAUGAUAGAUGCGAAUCUCUAGGAAUAGGAUAUAAGAAUACAGGAAAGAUCGUAGUAGCCACCUCUCCCUCUCAGAUACCAUACCUCGAAAAGCUACAGAAACACUCUCAGCACCCUUCCUUCCUCACGAGACCUGACGAUACCUCAUCUUCCAGUAUACGUACGAGAUUCCUCUCGGGGGAUGAAGCAAGAGACUUGGAACCUGAUUUAUCUGCCUCGGUCUGUGGUGGAUUACUUAUACCUUCAACUGGAAUAGUCGAUUCUCAGGGAUUGGUGGAUUCUUUGGAAAGGGAGAUUGAAGAUCCGGAUUAUAACUCUCUUUCCUCCUCUUCUUCAUCUUCUUCAUCAUCGCUCAAUGGGGAGGCCCGAGGAGAAGGUGUGGUCGUUCUAGGCACGAGAGUGGUGCGAAUAGAUAAGGAAGAAAAGGGAAAUGGUUGGGUAGUUCAGCUCGAAACGAAUUGGGAAGGUUUAGGGGAAGGUGAAAAAGGUGAUGUGGAAAGUGUCAGAACGGACGUUUUGGUCAAUGCUGCUGGUCUGGGAGCUGUCAGCUUGACGGAUGGGGUGGUAGGUGAUGGGAAGAUGAAGAUGUACGCUGUCAAAGGCAACUACAUGUCGUACAAGGGACCGGGAGUAGGUAAAGUAUCCAGACUGAUAUACCCUUGUCCAAGUGCGAACAUCGAUCAUCUCGGAACACAUCUGACAUUAGACCUUGAAGGGCAUAUCAAAUUCGGUCCAGAUGUUCAAGUGAUAGGAACAUGGGAAGAUUAUAUCUCCAAUCCGGAAUUCUGGGAAAAGCACUUAUCCCCCUCGGAUUCUCCCGAAUUGAAAUCACAGUUCGCCGAGAGCGUAUUGGAUUAUCUACCGAAUAUCAAUCCUGAUAAUUUGUCGCCCGACUAUUCGGGUAUCAGACCUAAUAUCUCACCUCCCAAUGCUGGCUUUUCAGAUUUCUUGAUCAGGCAUGAUGAGUCGAGGAAAGGGUUUGUGGAAUUGUUGGGAUUCAAUAGUCCUGGAUUGACCAGUAGUUUGGCUGUGGGUGAACAUGUCAGCGAGAUGAUCAACAGGGAUUUACAUGGCAGACAUAGUAAGAUUGGAGAGGGUAGGGAGAGGAGGUUGAAUGAGCUGGCAAAAGGAUGGGAAGCAUAG
This is a messenger RNA of Kwoniella mangroviensis CBS 8507, 1431 nucleotides long. RefSeq lists its product as uncharacterized. The record is from RefSeq and is a predicted model, not a curated record. The transcript is spliced from 7 exons. Lineage: Eukaryota; Fungi; Basidiomycota; Tremellomycetes; Tremellales; Cryptococcaceae. Bases 1 to 1431 code for a protein of 476 amino acids. Gene Ontology annotation, molecular function: (S)-2-hydroxyglutarate dehydrogenase activity.